AUGUCCAACAAUGCUGCAGCUCGAGUCUUUGGCGUCGCAGAGCUGCUCGAAGCCAUCCUCGACUUUCUUCCACCACCACCCUUCGGCUCCCCGCGGCUGAGGAAGCGAAUGAUUGAGCUCGAGCCAGAUAGGGUCAGAAGCUGGCUCUUCGAAGUAAACCAAGCAAUUUGGAUCGAACGAACACUCUCCACCAUUCAAAAGGAGAAUUCCAAGCUUAUGCGCGUGUUCAGAGGAGAGUUUGUUGUGCGACGCUAUUCUGACCUCGCCUCUCUUGAUGGCAUCAAAGCGAUGGCAAAGAAGUCGACACAAGGGUCAUGGCGACGAGUGAAGCUUGUUCAAGACUCUGCGAUCUCUCCUGUGGUCGUUCUUAAUCCUAUGGUCACGAAUUCCGACUUUUGGGCAUUCGCUGAACCGGGAACUACGCUCGGAGAACUGCUGGAUGGAGAAUGGGUGGACGAUGCGAAGAAGUUACUUCCUAAGACUUCGAAGGAUGGAGUACAUCUUGCUGUGGAGGACUGGACUGACUGA
Molecule: messenger RNA, 528 nt
Organism: Pseudocercospora fijiensis CIRAD86
Lineage: Eukaryota; Fungi; Ascomycota; Dothideomycetes; Mycosphaerellales; Mycosphaerellaceae
Exons: 2
Coding region: 1-528 (175 amino acids)
Source: RefSeq, a predicted model, not a curated record